This is a messenger RNA of Rasamsonia emersonii CBS 393.64, 2073 nucleotides long. RefSeq lists its product as uncharacterized. NCBI's taxonomy places the organism in Eukaryota, Fungi, Ascomycota, Eurotiomycetes, Eurotiales, Trichocomaceae. The record is from RefSeq and is a predicted model, not a curated record. The annotation marks the transcript as partial. The transcript has 4 exons.
AUGAGUGACAACGUCGAACGCAACGUUGUCGAUCUGAUCUUCGACGAAAACGUUGAUGACAAUAUCGAUGAGAACGACAAUAACGACAUCGGCAAUGUUCACCAGAGUUAUUUCGAUGACAUGUUUUUUUACGAAAGUGAAGCCUACGAACAUGAAGAGUUGGAUUUGGAUAAGGAAUUCGCUGAGCAAGAAAAAGAAAAAAUUGACGUCCAGGAAGUCGAGGACGGUCAUCAGCAAACCUCAUCCGAUCAAGAGCAAAUCGCGAAAAACGGGCAGCUCUCUUUGGACGGGGCUAAUGAUGUUGACUCGUCUGUGAACGAUGCCUCGGACAACAACACUGAUACCCAGAGCGACGCUGCGGCCUCGGGUGCAUAUGGGAAUCAGUAUCAGCAAACUACAUACCUGGUUGGACCGAACGGCGGCGGCUACUAUGCUCCCCCUGGAACUUUUUCGACUGCCGCUGAGGAAGAGGCCUUCAUCCAGAGCGGAAGCCUGGCUAGAGCCGAUGCCUCUGGUGCCCCGAUGAAUGCGUUCUUGGCUUCUAACUUUGAUUUUGUAAAGCACAACCCUGGUGUGCAGUACCGUCAGGGUCAGGUUGGAAUCUUCCCUAACGAAGCUCAACCUAAUCAGUCAAACACCCCUUCCGUCGUUGGAACAGCCAUCCAGCCCGAUAUCCCACUCCCACGCGACAACUCCAAUGUUGAAAUCGCAAAUCAGAUGCUGGACUUCCUUCAAACUGGUGGUUCUGUGAAUGAUGCCAAUCUCAAUGACGCUGGCUCGAACAUCAAUUCUGCGACUGAUCCUCAGUCAGGCGUGGCCAAUUCCUCUGCAACUGAUCCUCAGUCAAGCGCGGUGAAUCACCAGUCAAGCAUGGCUAAUCCUCAGUCGGACAUUGCCAAUUCCUCUGCGACCGAUCCCCAGUCGAGCAUGGCUAUUCCUCAGUCUGGCAUUGCCAAUUACCAGUCGAGUGCAGUCAAUCCUCGGUCGAGCGUGGCGAAUCAGCCAAAUGUACCUGUUUCUGAGAGUGCGGGUAAUGAACACGCGGACGGAAAAGUUUCAGACGAAGUGCAUGAAAAUGAACAAGAGGAAGAGGAACGGGAUGAUGAAAAUGAUUAUGAAUUGGGAGGAGAAUGGACACAGACCGCGCCAGAGCCUGAGUCAGACUCAGAGCCUGAGCCUGAACCUGAACCUAGGCAACUGGUUGAGCACAUCAUGGACCCUGUUACGCAUGGAGCGGACAUGAAUACCCGCUUCUCUUCUCUCCAGGAAGCCCGUGCGUGGCGCCGGUACACCUUCAGAAAGCCGGAGGACGAUCCGACCAUUCCCACCACUGAGGAGCAGAUGAGGGCCAUCGUGGUGGAGUUGUCGAAUGCUAUGAAGGCUAUAGGACAUUCAACUGACAAUAAGCCCUUUCGAAAACGGUAUAAGAAUCGUCUCAUUGCCGAGAAGGUUGAGGUCGCGGCUUGGGAAACCCUCGACCUACUCAUUCGACGCUGCAGAGACGGCCCCCUUGCCCAAUCGCAAGAAAAUGCGAAUUUCGAGAAAAAGCGCCCCCCCCAGCUCCCGUUUCAAGAAAGGCUGCAACAGGUGCUUGAUGCCCUUUACGUACUGAAAGUUCGAACAGAAGCGCAAGACCAUAUGCAAACGUCUUAUGGAUUUUCCCACCAGUCACAACUUGGUCGAUCAUCCCAUACGCGAGAUGAACCGUUCGGAAGCCAACCAAAAACUCAAUGUCAGGAAGGCAGACAUGGUCCAGGCUGGAAAGGAGGUGCUCAAGGCCCAAGAAGCCCAAAAAACGAAACCCAGGCCAACAACGCCGAGGGCGGCGAUGCCAUCCCAGCUCCUUCGAACAAGGCCCGCAGAGGCAGAGGCAAAGGCCAAGGCAAUGUCCGCGCAGCUCCGGUAAAGAACGCCGCCAGAGGCAGAGGCAAUAAUGCCCGCGCGGCUCCGAUGAACAACGCCGUCCGAGGCCGUGGCAACGACCAGCCAGCGCCGACGAACGCUCACAACGCUCCCAACGUUCACGGUCUUGCUCUUCCAGCUCCCCUUAACACAACCCUCGGCGGCCAUGCC